This is a messenger RNA of Microthlaspi erraticum, 297 nucleotides long. NCBI's taxonomy places the organism in Eukaryota, Viridiplantae, Streptophyta, Magnoliopsida, Brassicales, Brassicaceae. The record is from the annotation of a GenBank genome assembly.
AUGGCUUUCGUGAGAAAUCUAUUGGGUGCCAAAAACAUUCUUGGCCGCUCCGUAACAGCAGCAGCCGCAGCAAGAAAAAGGUCAACCUCCGCGGUGCCAAAAGGGUUUCUUGCGGUGUACGUUGGAGAGAGCCAGAACAAGAGAUAUGUGGUGCCGAUCUCAUACUUGAGCCAGCCUUCUUUUCAAGCUCUUCUCAGCAAAUCCGAAGAAGAGUUUGGGUUCGAUCAUCCAAUGGGUGCCUUAACGAUCCCUUGCCCUGAAGAUACCUUCAUCGAUGUGACGUCUCGGCUCCAAUGA